This is a messenger RNA of Siniperca chuatsi (mandarin fish), 8160 nucleotides long. Its product is annotated as centromere-associated protein E-like. Gene Ontology annotation, cellular component: microtubule. The record is from RefSeq and is a predicted model, not a curated record. Gene Ontology annotation, biological process: microtubule-based movement; mitotic cell cycle. Gene Ontology annotation, molecular function: plus-end-directed microtubule motor activity; ATP binding; microtubule binding. Lineage: Eukaryota; Metazoa; Chordata; Actinopteri; Centrarchiformes; Sinipercidae.
UGUUGAAACGGAUUUUAAAAAGCACAAUCUCAACUAAAACUUAGCCCAACCGUUUUUUGCAGCGCCACCCCGUAUGGACCAGUCCACCCGGUGACGUUCACCAAUCACAACAAAGUGGGAGAAUUUGAACUCUAGCAAAGGGAGUCACUUGUAGUGCGCUCGCAGCAGUUGGUUAGGCGUAUUUCGUUUAUUAUCAUUUAUGAAAGCUGUAUUAGUUUGCCUGCUAGUUUUAUGUUUGGUGGGUGAUUACCCAGAAGAACAAUGACAGAAGAAUCGGCUGUUAAAGUCUGUGUUCGCGUCCGUCCGCUUAUUGCGAGGGAAGGAAGUGCUGCAUCGGAGAAUGCAGAGCCUGUCCAGCUGUUUUGGAAAGCUGACAAGAAAUCAAUUCAUCAGAUCGAUGAUGGGAAUUCCACCAAGAGCUUUUGUUUCGACCGAGUGUUCACUGCUGAAGAAACAACCAAUCAGCUGUACCAGGACAUAGCAAAGCCCCUGGUUGUUUCCACUGUUGAGGGAUACAAUGGAACCAUAUUUGCUUACGGGCAGACUUCUUCUGGGAAGACUUUCACCAUGAUGGGGAGUGACCGUACUCCUGGAGUGAUACCUCUGGCUGUGGAAGAUGUCUUCCAAACCAUUAAAAAUUGUCCAAAGAAGGAGUUUCUUCUCAGGGUUUCUUACAUGGAAAUCUACAACGAAACUGUGACUGAUCUGCUUGUUGACAGCUGGAAGAGAAAGCCCCUGGAAGUCCGAGAGACAAUCAAUAAAAACAUCUACGUGGCUGACCUGACUGAGGAACUGGUUACGUCUCCUGCACAAGCCCUGGCCUGGAUUCGGAAAGGAGAAAAGAACCGUCAUUAUGGAAAGACAAAAAUGAACCAGCGGAGCAGCCGCUCGCACACCAUUUUCCGAAUGAUCCUGGAAAGCCGAGAAAGGAGCGACCCAGCAUCAGGUGAAAAUGCUGAUGGAGCCAUUAUUGUGUCUCAUUUGAAUUUAGUUGAUCUAGCUGGAUCUGAGAGAGCCAGUCAAACAGGAGCUGAAGGCACGCGUUUCAAAGAAGGCUGCAAUAUCAAUCGCAGCCUGUUCACCCUUGGCCAAGUGAUCAAGAAACUGACUGAUGAAGGACAGAAGGGUUUCACCAACUACAGAGACAGUAAGCUCACUCGCAUCCUGCAGAACUCCUUGGGUGGGAACGCUAAAACGGUCAUCAUCUGCACCAUCACUCCUGUCACUCUCGAUGAGACCCUCAGCACUCUGCAGUUUGCCAGCACUGCAAAGAAAAUGAAGAACGACCCCCAUGUGACAGAGGUGUCUGAUGACGGGGCUCUGCUCAAAAGGUAUCGCAAUGAAAUUGUAGACCUGAAGCGACGACUGCACGAGGUUUCUUCAGUCACACAGACCACAGCGACAGAGAAGGAGGUUCUCUCCCAGCUGCUCCAAGAAAAGGAUCAGCUCCAGAGAGAUCAAGAGGACAGGAUCAGAAACCUGACCAAACUGCUCGUCACCAGCUCAAACCUGGUUCCUGUUCAGAGGAUGCCGAAACGCAGAGUCACAUGGGGAGGAAAGAUGCUCAGACUUGCCCGUCUGUCUGCCUGUGAUGGUGGUUCAUCUGACCUCAGCUUUGCAGAGUCUUUCUCUCGGAAGAGGAAAGCAGACCGCUCCUGCCUGAUGGAGCUGGGCGAAGAUGAUGAGGACUUUCACUGGGGGAUUCCUGAUGAGCCGUCAGAUGAAAUGGACAUGAGUCAGAGCUCUGUGACUGUUAGAAGCUUUGAAGACAGUCCCAAAGACUUUGUGUCUCCAGACCGGAUGCGUGAGCUUUCAGGGAAAGUGUCCAGCCUGGAGCUGCAGCUGGAAAUGGAGUGUCGACAGAAAGAGGAGGCCAUGACAAAGGUAGAAACAUUAGAUGGCAGAGUGGCAGAGCUGGAGCUGCAGCUGCAAACAGAAGCGCAGCAGAAACAGGAGGCCCUGCAGAAAAUACAGACGACAGAACUGAGGGCAGCUGAGCUGGAGCUGCAGCUGCAAACAGAAGCACAGCAGAAGCUGGAGGCCAUGGAAAGGGUGGAGAUGUUGGAGUUAAGAGUGGCAGAACUGGACAGAUGGCUGGAAGAACAGAGCCGCACUCAGAGUGACACUGAUGAACAGAUGAGAAGAGAGUUUGCAGAGACCAUCCAGCUGUGUGAAACUCUGGCUUCAGAGAAGGACAUGAUGGUUGCUGAGCGAGACUAUCUGAAGCAGGAGCUGGGGAUGUUCAUAGAGCAGACUGAACGUCUGGAGAAAGAGAAAGCUACUCUGUCACAGGAGCUGAAGGAGAAGAGAGAAAUGGACGAGUUCAAAUCUCUGGAGGAGGAGAUCAGCAGAGAGCAGGAGAACAAGUUGCAAAAUGAAAUAUGUAGCUUGAAGAAGGCCAUUGAAUCCUCUGAACUCCAAUGCCUAAAGCUUCAGAACAAACUAGAAACUUUGUCUGAGGAGCUGAAGAAGAAAACUGAAUUUGCAGAGGAACUUCAGAGUAUGAGCGGUAAGGACUUGGUGCAGGAGGUGGCGAAGCUUCGCCGCUCUCUGGAUGAUGCUGAGGUGCUCGGCAGAGACACGAAGAAGGAGUGGGCUGUCCUGCGCAGUCAAAACAUCGCUCUGAAGGAAAUGAAUGUCACUCUGACUGCCAACCAUGAGAAGAUGGAGGCUGAGGUGAACAGCCUGAGCUUUCAACUUGAGACGGAGAAGUCACGCUACAGAAAGAUGCAGAGCGAUCUCCAGAAAGAGCUAAAUGUUGCGUUCGACGAGAACACCAAGCUCACCACUCUGCUAGAUGGAAAAGUCCCAAAAGCUCUGAUAGACAGUGUGGAACUUCAGAGAACAGUGGCCAACCUUCAUAAAGAGCUGACGGCGUCUCGUGAAGCAGAGGGAGCCCUCAGAGCUCAGCUGGAGGAGCUGGCUUCAUUCCAGACUCUCCCAGAUAAGGUGGACGAUUUGAUGAAGCAGGUGCGUGAGUUGACCGAGGAGCUGGGUGCUGUUCAAACUCACAGGGACAGCCUGCUUUCAACCCAAGCUCAAUGUCAGGAGGAGGCUCAGCAGCUCACAGACUCCCUGCAGACGUCCCAAGAUGAGAUUCUGAAAAUCCAAGCAGACCUUCGUGCUGCUGGGCUCAGGACGGAGCUGAGCCAGCAGUGUGCUGAUGCAACACAGCAGCUGGAUUCACUGCGCUCAGACCUGGAGCGCUCUGAUGCUGAGAAGAGUCAGCUCAUGGCUACCGUUGAAGAGACAGGCUUGAAACUGGAGGAGAGAGAGCGACACAGAGCGUCACUGGAAGAAAAACUGAAUGAGAUGCAGCAGCUGAUGAAGGAUUUGGAGGAGAAGCUCGCAGACAGUGACGCUUCCAGAACCACAGAGGAGGAGAUAAGCAAAGAACUUCAAGAACAACUGAAUCAGCUGACUGAAGAGCUUCAGUGUGUGCGAGAUGAGAAAGACGCUCUCCUGUCUGAGCAGCAUGCUGGUGCUCAGAGGUCUGCAGAGGAGCUGCAGGAGCUGCUCUCUACUGUGGCUUCUCUCACUGCAGAGAGAGACCAGCUCAGGAUGGACCUGCAGGAAAAUGUGGAGACACAACACAAAUCUGCUGCAGAGACACAAAUUCUUCUACAGUCUCUUCAAGACGAGCUCCAAGAACAGAGGCAUAAGAACUCCGAUCUGGUGAAACUCUAUGAGCAGAAGGAGUCUGAUUUAGGGGAACAUAUGCCGAGUCUGUCACAGGAGCUUCACUGCGUGCCAGAUGACAAAGAGACUCUCCUGAUGGCCGGUGUUGAGAGGUCUGCAGAGGAGCUGCAGGAGCUGCUCUCUACUGUGGCUUCUCUCACAGCAGAGAGAGACCAGCUCAGGAUGGACCUGCAGGAAAAUGUGGAGAUGAUGAUUGACAAUCAGGAGGAGUUGAGGACAGCCCUGGAGAAAAAUCGUGAACAGAAGAAGCAGAUCAAACAGCUGGAGACUGCACAAACAUCCAGAAAGGACGGUCCUCCCAAUGAGAUGAGCGCACAGCUAGAGGAGCUGCAAACACGUAUGAAGACUCUGACUGAGGAGCUUGAGAGUGUGCGAGCAGAGAGAGACAGUCUGCUGUCUGAGAGGACAGCCGACACUCACAGUGAGGAGAUGGAGACGCUGCUGCACAGAGUGACGUCUCUCAGUGAGGAGAGACAUCAGCUGCAGGAGACACUGGAGGGACUGAGACAGGAGAAGCAGCAGCUCAGAGCAGAGCUGGAGGACAGGAUGGAGAUGGUUGCACAAGCCCAACCAGAAAUGCUGACCUCAGAACUGCAAGCACAUGAGAAAAUCCAACUUCAGCAAGAGAUAGAGCAACUACAGACUGCUCUGCAGGCCAUCAGUGAGCAGAAGAGACAGUUGGAAGAUAUGCAGCCUAAUAUGCAGAUGGCUGCAGAGACUCAAAGCCUUCUACAUUCACUUCAACAGCAGCUCCAAGUGCAGAAUCAAAGAAACAUUGACCUGGAAAGACUCAACCAAGAGAGGCAAGCUCAGCUAGAACAACAGGUUGUAGAGACUCAGCGUCUUCUACAUUCUCUUCAAGAGGAACUCCAGGAGCAGAAGCAGAAGAACUCGGAUCAUAUGAAACUCUGUGAGCAGAAGGAAUCUGACUUAGAGCAACAGACGAAGACUCUGACUGAGCAGCUUGAGAGAGCACGAGCAGAGAGGGAUGCCCUGUCGUUUGAGAAGGAAACCAGCUGCCAGAGCUCCACAGAGGAGAUGGAGAAGCUGCUGUGCAGAGUGACGUCUCUCAGUGAGGAGAGACAUCAGCUGCAGGAGACACUGGAGGGACUGAGACAGGAGAAGCAGCAGCUCAGAGCAGAGCUGGAGGACAGGAUGGAGAUGAUGCAGUGUGAGCUACAGCAGCAGCGCGGUGCUGAGCCGCAGUCGCUGAAAGAAGAGCAGGAGGCUCAGCGACUUCUGCAGAUCCAACAGCUGGAGCAGCAACUGAAGAAAACUAAGGAGGAUGUGAGCCAGUUGAAGUCUGACCUUCAAGAAAAUGUAGAACUGAUGAUUGAGAAUCAGGAGGAGCUCAGGGUGUCUCAGGAGAAGAUCAGAGUUCUACAAGAUGAGAUCAACAUGCUGAGGAGCCAGAAGGCAGAGCUGGAGGGCAGACCAAGCAAUGGGAGUGAUGCAGAGAGUACCCCCCCGUUCCAAGAGCUCCAAAAACAGAUUCGGAGGCUGACUGAGGAGCUUGAGAGUGUGCGAGCAGAGAGAGACAGUCUGCUGUCUGAGAGGACAGCCGACACUCACAGUGAGGAGAUGGAGACGCUGCUGCACAGAGUGACGUCUCUCAGUGAGGAGAGACAUCAGCUGCAGGAGACACUGGAGGGACUGAGACAGGAGAAGCAGCAGCUCCGAGCACAGCUGGAGGACAGGAUGGAGACACUACAGACUGAGAUGGGGACUCUAACUGAGAAACUAAAGAGUGUUGAAGCAGAGAGAGACAAUCUGCUGUCUGAGAGGACAGCCGACACUCACAGUGAGGAGAUGGAGACGCUGCUGCACAGAGUGACGUCUCUCAGUGAGGAGAGACAUCAGCUGCAGGAGACACUGGAGGGACUGAGACAGGAGAAGCAGCAGCUCCGAGCACAGCUGGAGGACAGGAUGGAGACACUACAGACUGAGAUAGCACGGCUGAGUAUGUCUCUACAGACUGUGAAUGAGCAGAAGAGGCAGCUGGAAGAUGAUCUGCAGGAGAACAUGAAUAUGGCUUCUACAACCCAAGAGCUUCUGAAGUCAGUCCAAGAAGAGCUGUGUAAACAGAAGCAAAUGAACUCUGAUUUGGAGAGGCUGGGUCAGGAGAGGGAAUGCUCUUUAGAUCAACAUUUGAGGACUCUAACUGAGAAACUGGAGAUCAUUGAAGCAGAGAGAGACAGUCUGCUGUCUGAGAAGGAAACCAGCUGCCAGAGCUCCACAGAGGAGAUGGAGAAGCUGCUGUGCAGAGUGACGUCUCUCAGUGAGGAGAGACAUCAGCUGCAGGAGACACUGGAGGGACUGAGACAGGAGAAGCAGCAGCUCGGAGCACAGCUGGAGGACAGGAUGGAGAUGAUCUCAGCCAUCCAGGAGAAGCUGAGCAAGCAGGAACAGUUGAACGUGCAGCAGCAGGCUGAGAGAGGAGAGCGAGAGGCCAAGCUGCAACAAAAGAAGGAAGCGAACGCAACCAUCUCCGCACUCAGAGAGCAGCUGAGCAGUUUGGAUCAGAGCACCAAGGAGACUGCGUCAUCACGGCUGCAGGACUCUACUGGGCAGCUUCAGGAGUCCUUCAGAAGAUUCCAGCACUUUAUAGACACAUUUUCCAAGUAUAACUCCACAGUCCUGGAUAAUUCCCUGAGAGCGCAGUGUUCCCUGGUGUACCCUUAUCUGACCUCUCUACCACAACCCACCAUGAAAGCCUACAGCGCAGUCUGUCAGGUGGGACUGCAGAGUCUUAAGAUUCUGGGAGACAUUAUGGAGCAACUAAAGGUGCGGGCACAGGGCUACAGGAAACUGUUCGAGGAGUUGGUGAAGACGGAUUUGGCUGUGUUUGAGGAGAGGCGUCUGCAGGACGUGCUGCUGUGCAGAGCGCAGGCACCCAGCUACUCCAUCAAAGACGAGGACUUCCACGGCCGGUGGGAACACAGACUGACUGAGGUGCUGGACAAGAGGCAGCUCUACCUGCAGAAAAUGGCCAGCAUUUUGGAGAAGCUCUUGGCCAAUAUGGCUUCUUACCCCAGUGAGCUGUCAGCUGAGAUAACAGACAGGCAGAGGUUCACUGAGCAGCUGCAGGCCGUGUUCACCAAACAGCCAAUCGACUUCAGCGAGCUGGACCGCGUCCUGAGCUGCGAGCUGGACCGCAUAUCUGCAGUGGCUCACAGCAGGAAGAUGAUCCUGCAGGGCAUCGUCGAUGAACAGAACGGCCUGUGUGAAGAGCCGAAGCUGCUGCAGGCUCAGGCUUAUUCUCAACUCAGAGAGGAGAGAAGCAAGAGUUCCACUCUGCUGCAGGCACUGGAGGGGGCGCCUAUGAAAACAGAGCUCUCCCUGCUCAACGACAACCAGCAACUUGUUCUUCAGCUCCAACAAACUGAAGAAAAAGUCAAAGCUCUGUGUGUACAAAACGAGCAGCUGGAGGACGCUCGGAUCAAAGCCAACAGCAGGGUGUCCAACCAUAAACAGGCUACCCAGCUCCUGCAGACAGAGCUGCAGGACAGCCGCGCACAAGUCGAGGAGAAAGAGAAUACGAUCCAGACCCUGAGGAGCAAACUGCGCGAGUCUGAGAGACGGGCAUCACCCAGUGCUGCUGAGCUGGAAAAACUCCGAACCAAGCUGUUCAAAAUGGAGGUGGAGUUAAGUUCAGCAUCUGAUAAACACCAACAAGAGAUCCAGAGGAUGACCACGCUGUUGAAAGAAAAGGAAGAGUCACUGAGGAAACUGAAGGAGACCUUGAGGAAAUCACAGCAGCAAGGAGAGGAGUCAUUCCUGCAGGGGGAGGACCUUCAUACUAGACUGACCAACCCCAGAGGUUUGAUGAUCAAGAGCAGCAUUCUGCUGGAGAAGACCAAACUGGAGGAGGAAGUCAAACAGUUUCAACUGCAAAUCAGCAGGAUGGAAAGCCUGGUGUCCAGUCAGCAGGCAGAGAUUAGCAAGUGGAAGAGCAGAGCAAUCAAGCUGAAGGCCAAGAGCAAGACGGAGGUGGACAAGCCUUCAUCACCCUGCACUCCCACCAAAAGGGGCCUUCCCAUGACCUCCGACUCCUCCAACUUCCUCAGCUCUCCCAAGAAGUUUGUGGUUACUCCCAAGAAGGUCCUGGACUCUCCCCGGAAGGUUUUGGAGUCUCCCAGGAAGCUGCUGGACUCUACAAAGGUUUCUCUGCUCGAGUCCCCCAAAAGCAGAUUCUUUGAUGUGGCUGGAAGCUCCGAGCUGCUGUCCAGAACCUGUCCCAAGCAGUUCUUUGAUAACUCCAGCCUGGGAACCAUUUCAGAUGCAGCUGGGGGUGCAGACAGACAGGAGGAGUGGUGGCCUCAGUCUCCAAAGCAGGAGGAUAUGUGUAGAACCCAGUAAAACGAUUUUAAUGGCUGUGUUUUCAAUGUUCCUGGCUUUAAUUGUUGUCUAGUGUGUCUAUUCCGUCUUUUAGUUUGAAUAAUAAAGCUCCACUUGAUAAAG